Mesorhabditis spiculigera is the source of this 1293-nucleotide messenger RNA. Lineage: Eukaryota; Metazoa; Nematoda; Chromadorea; Rhabditida; Rhabditidae. The record is from the annotation of a GenBank genome assembly.
AUGGAUGAAAAACCGCAGCAGCUAACACUUCCUGAUGCCGUGAAGAUCAUGCGGCAAUGUGAUCGCUUUUUUCAUGGGCUCGGCGUUACGACGAAGGAGUGCUUGAACGUUUUGCUGUAUAACUAUAAUAACGAAAGUACACCCACUCGUGAUAUUUGCCCGGUCGAUCAACCAGUACCCCGAAUUGACCACAACCCGCAAAUCUUCUAUUCCGACUGCGGGGCCUUUGAGAUCGGUAUACUGAAGUAUGCGGUACCUCCGCUGAUGAUCUUGUGCCUGAUCGGCAACUUCUUAAACCUGAUGAUCUACAAGUUGUCCUACUUUGAUGGGAGCAGCUCGGUGCAUUUCUUGAGGGCAAAAGCGCUGGCGAAUACGAUAUUUGUGCUCUCACGGUUAUUUGAGGUCAUUCAUGCUUGGACUCCGGUCGCCGAUCCAUUCUGGGAACCAAUCUUCUGGCACACGAGAGCGUAUAUUAUUACUAUCUCAAACAUCAGUGGAACGAUAGCAACAUGGUUGACCCUGAUGGUGACGUUUGAGACUGUACUCUGUGUGAUGGUACCAUUUGUGUUCCGGCAGUACUGUACAAAGAAAAUGACGUAUACGGUGUUGGUGAUAGCCACACUUGCAGCCACCGCGCUUCAGAUGGUGUUUUUGGUUGUUAGAAGUACUCAACACUUUGCACAAAUCAGCUAUGACGAGACCGGUAACUGCUUCUAUGGCAAGAUCUACUACUCGCUAGAGCUGCGUAGCGCAGCACAUCUUUUACUCCAGAAAACCUAUGUCAUUGCACAAAUUGCCCUUGUCAUCGUUAUCCCAACAAUUGCGAUGCUUGUCUGCACAAUGAUCAUUGUCAAACAAUUUUCCCUAAAGGAUCUUGGCGAAGCCUUCUCUCAACGCAGAAAAUGCGUUAUCCGGCUUACUGUAACGACAACGAUGUCGCAUCUUCUUCUCGAAGGACCCGCCACGCUUACACACGCUGCGGUGGCUAUUGAUGGAAGCGAACACCCGUAUCUGUGGUGUUUAUUCAUCCACAGCAACAAUUUGCUAUCACUCAUCAACGCAACAAUCCCGUUCUUCGUUUUCUACGUCUGCUCAGAGCAGUUCAGGCAUAUGACACGAAUGUACGUCAUGGCACUCUUCCAUUGGAAAGAUAAGAGCCGAAAACAUGCAUAUCUCCUACAGGCUGGUAUGCGACCCCGUAAUACACGAUCAAACGGCACCGAAAUUACCGUAGCCGAAGUCCAAACUCAUCUCUUCUCGAAAGUCUCCCAUGUUAACAGCAUUAAUAGUGUC